This is a messenger RNA of Ceratotherium simum simum (southern white rhinoceros), 2269 nucleotides long. RefSeq names its product cyclin dependent kinase 3 (gene CDK3). Gene Ontology annotation, molecular function: cyclin binding; cyclin-dependent protein serine/threonine kinase activity; ATP binding. Gene Ontology annotation, cellular component: nucleus; cyclin-dependent protein kinase holoenzyme complex; cytoplasm. Gene Ontology annotation, biological process: G1/S transition of mitotic cell cycle; regulation of gene expression; regulation of G2/M transition of mitotic cell cycle. The record is from RefSeq and is a predicted model, not a curated record. Lineage: Eukaryota; Metazoa; Chordata; Mammalia; Perissodactyla; Rhinocerotidae.
UGGUGCAGCGCCGGCAGGGGCCAGGAGGGGGAGCUGCGGAGCAGGCAGUCUGUGGGGCAGAAAGGCUGCAGGAGCGCAGGGUUUCUGGUGAAUUGUGGGCUGAGGGCCUGAGGGGGGGCUGCUGGGGGCACCCAGGUCUGGGUGGGAGGCCCAGGACGCAGAGAGGCUUCCGCUGCCCAGGUUCUGCCCUCAGAGGAGGCUGAGCGUCCACAAACAGGCCGGGCCUAGCUCCUGGCCCUGGCUGUGUGGCCUAGGGCAGGACUACGGCUUCAGAACCCUUCCUGACCCCUGACCUCUGCCUCAAGCUGACCCUGGCCUCUCAGGCAGCCCUUCUGGGCAGGCUUCUGCCCCCAGAGCCCGGGCCUGGCUGGGCAGGGGCGGGGGGCUCCGGCCUGAGAAGUUUGGGCCCUCUUGCGUGCCGUAGCCGGGCACCUUCCUGGCCGGGCAGGGAAGGAGGCCUGGGGCUCCAGCCUGGGCUGGGCUGGGCUGGGCUGGGCUGGGUGAGGGGCAGUCCUGCUCCAAGCCAGGUUCCCAGGGAUGUGCUGGGGUGGGGGAUGGAGUGGGGCCUGGGCCGGGGCGGCCUGGCAGGCAGAGCAGGGUGAGCCCUGUGGGCCUCAGGCCUCAGGAGCCAGGAGGCCUGAGCGCAGGCUGGGUAGGUGAUCCAUGGAGGCUGGAGGAGGCCCCAGGGGCACUGGACAUGGGGGACGAAUGCCCCAGGUGCCGUCUGUUUCCCCGGGCAGCUCUGCGGACAUGGAUGUGUUCCAGAAGGUAGAGAAGAUCGGAGAGGGCACCUAUGGGGUGGUGUAUAAGGCCAAGAACAAGGAGACAGGGCAGCUUGUGGCCCUCAAGAAGAUCAGGCUGGAUUUGGAGACCGAGGGGGUCCCAAGCACCGCCAUCAGGGAAAUCUCCCUGCUCAAAGAGCUCAAGCACCCCAACAUUGUCAGGCUGCUGGACGUGGUACACAGCGAGAAGAAGCUUUACCUGGUGUUUGAGUUCCUCAGCCAGGACCUGAAGAAGUACAUGGACUCCACCCCUGCCUCCGAGCUCCCCAUGCACUUAGUGAAGAGCUACCUCUUCCAGCUGCUGCAGGGGGUGAAUUUCUGCCACUCUCAUCGGGUCAUCCACCGAGACCUGAAGCCCCAGAAUCUACUCAUCAAUGAGUUGGGUGCCAUCAAGCUGGCUGACUUUGGACUGGCUCGAGCCUUCGGGGUGCCCCUACGCACCUACACCCACGAGGUGGUGACACUCUGGUAUCGCGCCCCCGAGAUCCUCUUGGGCAGCAAGUUCUACUCAACAGCUGUGGAUGUCUGGAGCAUUGGUUGCAUCUUUGCAGAGAUGGUGACCCGCAGAGCCCUGUUUCCUGGUGACUCUGAGAUUGACCAGCUCUUUCGUAUCUUUCGGACCCUGGGGACACCCAGUGAAGCCACGUGGCCAGGAGUCACCCAGCUGCCUGACUAUAAGGGCAGCUUCCCCAAGUGGACCAGGAAGGGGCUGGAGGAGAUUGUGCCCAGUCUGGAGCCGGAGGGCCAGGACCUACUCAUGCAACUCCUGCAGUACGACCCCAGCCGGCGGAUCUCAGCCAAGGCCGCCCUCGCCCAUCCGUACUUCUCGUCCACGGAGACUUCCCCAGACCCCCGCCAGUGUGUCCUGGAGCGUUUCUGCCGUUGAGAACACUCAAGGCCCCCGCCUGAAAGCCUCUCUCCAGCUGCUGCCCCAGCUGCCUCCCCACCCACUUCCCAAGAAAGAACAUAUCUGGGGAGAGAGCAAAACUCUAAGGAAUUUGGCAUUAGCCGUCAGAGGGCUGAGUUUGGGUUAGUCCUGCCAGCAGGUUAGCGAGUUCCUGUGUUGUUUAUUGGGUUAGACGGUGACGUUUCAAGAUGGGGGCACAGAAGCUCUGUGCACAAGGGGGUAUGUUAGAGACUGGGCCCCCUGGCACUGGAACAACAGGUACCAAGGAGAGCAGGAAGCCUGUCCUGGCUGCCUCCUGGUGCUCCUCACCUCCCGGGCUCUCAGCUGCCCGGCCAGACCCUGAGGGAAAGGGUGCCCCCUGCUGGUCUUUUUGGAUUUAAAAUGUUUGGGGGAAGAGUUGCGUUAAGAGUCCCAAGUUAAACAGGGAGCAAGGGGAGGGAGAGACAGGAUAUUUUCCUGAUCCCAGGGGAGGUCGAGAUGUGUGUGGCUGUUCUAAGUAGUUGUCUCAUCACCUAGGAUUUGCUCACAUUUGUUUGCCUCUGGCUUUAAGAGCAGGAAAUAAAAAUGACACAUUCCUGAG